UUACGGUGUGAAUGGGUCCUUCACUGUAGUGGGGCUGUCCCCCCCAAAGUAUCUGCUGGUGAUGGGGUCACCCACGGAUGCCUCCCAGGUGCUUUCCAGCCUUGGUUCGUUGAUCCCGUGUGUGGGUGCAGGAACUCACUUAGCCGCCUCUCUGGGGGAGGGGCUGGUAUCAGCUUGGAGAGUGGUGGGCAAGGGUCUGGUGCUUAGCUGGGCAGGAGGAAAGAGGCUGUGGAGAGGGACCGCUGACCCUGCUGCCCACCCUGUCCCUGCAGGCACACGCCAGGGGGUGCUCAAGAUAAUGACCUUCCUUCGAGACCCUCUCGGCCAGCAGUCUGUACCAGGAGUCCUCGACUUGCUGGGGAGCCCCCAGAAGCUGCGCUCCACCUCCGAGGCCGGAUCAGAAGCCUCCAUGUCUGAGGCCUCCUCCGGGGACCUGCUGCCCCAGGACAAGGAGGAGCGGACAGCCAAGAAGAAGCCCAGAACGCUGGCCAGCAUGUUCAGCGUGUUCAGCAAAGGGAAGAAAAAGAAGAAGCAGGGCCAGUCCAGCUCCGCCGAGUCCACUGGCCAGGCCAGGCCGGGGCUGCAGGGACCCCCGCCCACGGUGGAGGAGCUGAAGGCGACGCUGGAGCACGGGCAGCUGGAAGCGGCGUGGCCGCUGCUGGCGCUGGAGCGAGAGCUGCAGGCGGCGGCGGCUGCGGGCGGCACGAGCGCCGAGGAGCUGGUGCGGCGCCAGAGCAAGGUGGAGGCCCUGUACGUGCUGCUGCGGGACCAGGUGCUGGGCGUGCUGCGGCGGCCGCUGGACGCGCCGGCCGAGCGGCUGCGCCUGGCGCUGGCCGUGCUGGUCGAGCAGGAGCGCGAGGACGCGCAGGUGGCAGCAGAGCCUGCGCCCGGGGCGGCGGCCCUGGCGCCCACGCGCCCACGCGGCUGGCUGCAGCUGUGGCGGCGCGGCGUGGCCGAGGUGGCCGCCGAGCGCCUGGGCCGGAGGCCGGCCGCGGGCAGCACCGACAGCCGCUCGGAGGCCGAGAGCGCCUUCCUGCACAUGGGCCGCACCAUGAAGGAGGACUUGGAGACUGUGGCCGAGCGCCUGAAGCCGGUGUUCCCCGCCGAGUUCGGCGUCGUGGCCACCUACGCCCAGAGCUACCACGAGCACUUCGCUGCCCACCUGGCUGCCCUGACAGAGUUCGAGCUGUGUGAGCGGGACACCUACAUGCUGCUGGUCUGGGUGCAAAACUUCUAUCCUAACGAUAUCCUGAGCAGCCCCAAGCUGGCAGGUGAGCUGCAGGAGCUACAGCUGGGCAGCCUCCUGCCCCCGAGGCAGAUCCAGCUGCUGGAGGCCACUUUCCUGUCCAACGAGGUGGCCAACAUGAAGGAGCUAAUGGCCCGCGCCCUGGAGGUGGAGUCACAGCGCUGGGCCGAGGAUGCGGCCCCCCAGAGGCUGGACGGCCGCUGCCACAGCGAGCUGGCCAUUGACGUCCUCCAGAUCGUCUCCCAGGGCCAGACCAAGGCCGAGAGGAUCACCCCUGACCUGGGCUCGCAGAUGAAGCAGAUACUGCUGGCGGAGCUGACCAACUUCCUGCAGAGCUACCAGGCCAGCUUUAAUGACUUUCUGGAGCAAGGCAGACAGCUGAGGAAUUACAGGGCCAAUGUCAUGGCCAACAUCAACAACUGCUUGUCCUUCCGGACAUCCAUGGAACAAAACUGGCAGAUCCCGCGGGACCCCCCGAGCCACCUGCUGGCCCCCCUGAACGAGCUCAAGGGCCGUGGCUUUAACGCACUGCUCCAGACCCUGUUCUUGGAACUAAAGCCGCUGUUCAAAAGGCUCACACAGACGCGCUGGGCGGCGGCCGAGGAGGUCCUGGAGGCGAUCCUCGGCACCAUGGUGGGGAGACUGCCUGAGUUCUUGGAGCUGCACGACUGCUUCCGGGAGGAGCUCAUGGAGACUGUCCACCUGCACCUGGUGAAGGAGUACAUCACUCGUCUGUGCAAGCGGCGCCUGGUGCUGAAGACGGCCGAGCAGCAGCAGCAGCUGGCCAAGCACGUGCUGGCCAAUGCCGAGCUCAUCCACGGCUUCUGCACUCAGAACGGUUCCCCUGCAGCCUGGCUGCAUCACGCCCUGCCAACCCUAGCUGAGAUCAUUCGCCUGCAAGACCCCAGUGCCAUCAAGAUUGAGGUGGCCAUGUAUGCCACUUGGUACCCCGACUUCAGCAAGGGCCACCUGAGCGCCAUCCUGGCCAUCAAGGGGAAUCUGGCUAGCAGUGAGGCCAGGAGCAUCCGGAACAUUCUAGACGUCAACUCGGGGGUGCAGGAGUCCUCCAGGUCCCUGUUCUCACUGAUCAACGUUGGUUAGCUCGGCCUGUUCCAACCAAGCACAGAGCAGGCCGCUCCGGGGGCCAUCCACUCCACACUGCCCCCACAACCCCUUUCGGCCGACAUAUAGGCGCUGGAAUUGGACAGAGCUCUGGUGGAGCAAGGGCACCAUUGAGGGGUGCCCCCGAGCUGAUGCCCAAGAAAGUCCUUGUAGAACCAUAGUUGGUGGAGUGUGCAUGGGACUGAACCAGGAGGGAGAGUGUGGCCAGGGCCCUCACACAGUCAGCCUCAGCACCAUCCCUCUUGUGGGUGGUCCUCAGCGUCCCCUCUAGAUCCCCGGAGCCAAGCAUCACCCUCUCUGCUUCCCUCAGGCUGUGUGCGUGGCUUGAGACGGGCUCUGCAGGUCUGGAGUCGAAGACAGAACCGGAAGGGGAGGAUAGGGGCAACUCUUCCCCGGGGUCCCCUGGGACACUGAGGGCAAAGCCAGGGUCAGCCCACUCACCCCCAGGAGCCCCCUAGUGCACCAAAGGCAGAGCCAACAUCAGCCCACUGACCCCCAGGCUUGGACCCCUUCUGGCCUCUCCUGAGGUGGCCCUGGAGCCCAGGGCCAGGGCCUCUUAGGGUCACCUGCCCGGAUGCAGACAGGCCCCACUGCCACCUGACCGUGUGGCAGAGGCCUGGGCAGGAGCCAGGUGAGCCUGUGGCCUCUGCUCCCUCUUGCUGCUGUAACAGACAAACCCGCUGGCCACUCUGAAGGUGGAUGCAGGACCCGAGGCAGGGGGCAGGAGGGCGGGGCUCUCCCGGUUGUUCAAGGCCACCAUGUCCAGCUCUGCGUGGCCUGCAUGUCAGGGCCAGUCACAGCCCAGUGAGCCCCUCCCACCACCACGCCCCGGGGUGCUAGCUUGCCUUCCCAGCCCAAGUGUCCACUGAGAGAAACCCAGCCCUUCUCUAUUUCAAGGUCAGAUGGAAGCCACCUGCAGUAAGUCCUGUUUGCAGUGCAACCUGAUAGGGUCACACAGGCUCAAGGACCAGGGUGCAGACAUGUUUGGGGUACCCUCAUCCCACCCACCACCACCUGCGAAGGCACCUCAUCCCUCAUCCCACCCUGGGGAAACAGAUCCGUCCAGGCUGGGGCUCUGCUACCCCAAGGUCCGGCUCCCUCCCCAGGUGAGAGGGACCAGUUCAGAUAUGGCCAUAACUGAGUCCCCCCCCCUCCAGAGUCAGGCUGCAUCCCCCAGGGCUGGCCUGAGGGUGGUUCCAGGAGGCUCCCUCCUCCAGGUCCUGCCCAGUGCUGCCUUACCAAGCAACGCACACAGGUCUCUACAUUUGUUGGGUGUUGCUAAUAUCCCUAAGUGCUACUUUUGUACAUGUGUCCUCUGGGCAGGACCAGAGAUUGAUAGUUUGAUAUUAAAGUUGAGUUCACAGA
This is a messenger RNA of Ochotona curzoniae (black-lipped pika), 3733 nucleotides long. RefSeq names its product TNF alpha induced protein 2 (gene TNFAIP2). NCBI's taxonomy places the organism in Eukaryota, Metazoa, Chordata, Mammalia, Lagomorpha, Ochotonidae. Gene Ontology annotation, molecular function: SNARE binding. The coding region runs from base 62 to 2347 and encodes 761 amino acids. Gene Ontology annotation, cellular component: exocyst. The record is from RefSeq and is a predicted model, not a curated record. Gene Ontology annotation, biological process: exocyst localization; exocytosis. The transcript has 11 exons.